This is a messenger RNA of Corticium candelabrum, 1004 nucleotides long. RefSeq lists its product as uncharacterized. The record is from RefSeq and is a predicted model, not a curated record. Lineage: Eukaryota; Metazoa; Porifera; Homoscleromorpha; Homosclerophorida; Plakinidae. The transcript is spliced from 4 exons. The coding region runs from base 305 to 700 and encodes 131 amino acids.
CUGACAAACACCCUCAUGGCUUCUUCUACAUAAUAAAACUUCCCUGCAGUUAACACAAAUCGAGAGAACUGCGCAGGACAAGUUUGAGGCAACCGACUCUUUAGAGCUGUAACAUCCGUGCAACUUCCGUGCUUUCUUGGCGAAGAAUCCGAUGGACAAGACGAGCAGUGAUGUCUGCGACAUCGUUGGCUUGUAUGAGGAAACCCUCAGGACACACACAGCAACAAUGCUGUUAUACUACCGUGGAGUCUGGUGACAAUACUGCAAGCGCUAUCUCAAAGACUACAAUGCUCUUUAUGAAGAAAUGAAGUCAUUUGGGGUGGCUGUGUUGGCUGUCACAUCGGAAUCGCAGGAAGAAGCCAACUCGGCAGCCACCAAAUGGGAGCUGCAGUAUAAAGUAUAUGGUGAUCCACAUCACAAACUGGCUAAAUACUUGAAGGAGAGAGGUCUUCUAGAUGUGGUCGUAACACCAAGAGAAAGGUAUCUGAGUGGCAUGGCACAGCCAGCUGGUUUGACUACAACCUCUGAAGGUGAAAUUAUCCACUCAUUUGUUAUCACACCAGGACUGAGUAACCUCUAUGGAGCCACUGGACGACCAAACCCUAAGGAAGUGUUCCAACUGAUUAAAGCCAAAUUAGGUGGUUCGACAGUCAAAGUGAGAAAGCCUUCAAAAUAUGGCCUUUUCAAGUUUGAAUUGUAAUACACACAGUCGUAUGACUAUACUGGAACAUGGCAGUGAAUUUGGGCAGGAAGAUUGUCUAACUUGUAUUGCAUCUGCAUUGCUGGGUUGAUGCUGCAUAAUGACGGGAUAUAGAGAAAUCACUUUGGUGGAGCUAUAUUCUCGAUAAACAUGCAGACAGUAUUCUGGCUAAUCGAUACAAUGCAGUUAAUGCUCCUAGUUUGAAUAUAUAGGAAAGUAAUAUGUCAAUAGCAAGCAACAGUUUGUAGCAGUCAAGAUUGUUUCGAGAUUUCUGUUGAUAAUGCAUGCAUUUCCAUCAAACGUC